AUGAACUUCUUGCGAAAAAGAAGGGGAGACGACGACUCAGGGUUAGUGGAUGAAAACUCCAGGCAUAAAUCAAAAAAACCUGCCAAUACUGCCUUCAAACAACAGAGAUUGAAAUCAUGGCAACCGAUUUUAACUCCUAAAUCUGUUUUACCAUUGUUGUUGGUAAUAGCAGUGAUUUUUGCGCCAUUGGGGAUCGUGAUGUUGCUAGCAUCAUACAAUGUUCAGCAAAUAGUAAUAGAUUAUUCGAAAUGUAGCUCUCUUGCAACAAGCUCUUACAACUCAAUCGGCAAAAAAUAUUACACCCAGCAUUUCAAGCAGUCUUCUAAUACUUCUCCAUCUUGGAAGAUCACCAACAAGACAGUGACUGUUGAUCUGGAUAAUAGCUAUGACACGCAGGUUUGCAGUAUCCAAUUCACCGUCCCAAACUCGAUAGAUGGCCCUAUUUAUAUGUACUAUAAGUUAACAAAUUUUUACCAGAAUCACAGAGAAUACGCCAACAGUUAUGAUUUGUCACAGCUAAAAGGUGUAGCGGUGUCUGCUGGUGAUGUGAGCAGUGAAUGCUCUCCAUUGGCUAAAAAUUCGGAAGGCAAAGCUUAUUAUCCAUGUGGUUUGAUUGCGAACUCUUACUUCAAUGACACUUUCAGUUCUCCAGUAUUGUUAAAUCCCCAAGGAUCAGAAAGUGAGCAAAACUACACGAUGUCCACCACGGGAAUUUCAUGGUCCUCAGAUGUUAAUAUGUAUAAAAACACCGAAUACUCCCCAUCAGACGUUGUUCCGCCUCCAAACUGGCAUAAAAGGUAUCCAAAUGGGUACACCGAUCUGAACAUGCCAGAUAUUUCCCAAGAUGAGCUCUUUCAAAAUUGGAUGAGAGUCGCGGGGUUGCCAAGUUUCAUGAAGCUUGUGGGCAAGAACACCAACGAUACUCUUGACGAUGGUAAUUAUAGAGUAGAUAUCGAAUUGAAUUAUCCAACCAGCAUAUUUGGUGGUAAGAAAUACUUUGUCUUGACCACAAACAGUGUUCUUGGGGGCAGAAAUCUCAGUUUGGGUAUUGCUUAUCUUGUUACCGCUGCGAUUUGCGUAUUGUUCGGUAUAAUAUUCCUAAUGAAGCAAAUUAUUAGUCCAAGAAAGAUUGGUGAUAACAAGUACUUGGAUUUCAAUAAAGGUGAACAAGCUGGUGGUGGGCGUGGAUUCAGAGAUAUCCUAUGA
Messenger RNA from Saccharomycopsis crataegensis, 1206 nucleotides. RefSeq names its product aminophospholipid translocase regulatory protein CDC50. Lineage: Eukaryota; Fungi; Ascomycota; Saccharomycetes; Ascoideales; Saccharomycopsidaceae. Gene Ontology annotation, cellular component: endoplasmic reticulum; Golgi apparatus; plasma membrane. The record is from RefSeq and is a predicted model, not a curated record. The transcript has 2 exons. The coding region runs from base 1 to 1206 and encodes 401 amino acids.